AUGGCACUUUUUCAACGGAACCAGUUUGGUUUCAAACGAACAGGGUCAUCCAUUACAGUUCCAAACAACGAUGUGGCUCACCUUAUGUAUUAUUUUAAUGCUGUAUGCUACUGUAUUGACUAUAAUGAUAGUGAUGUUAGUCGUUAUCGAAAUUUUCAAAAUUGGGCAUCUUUAUCUUAUAAUGAGAUACGUGUUUUACUUGCUUUAUGUUUAACCAUCAGUCCUAAUGUACUUAACAAUAAAGUAUUCUUUAAUUCUGACUCUUUAUGUGGAAAUAAUGCAAAUGAAUUCUUCGAGGUCAGUCAGAUUAGUCAUCAAUUAAUGGCUGUACAAUCAAUUGUUAUUGCCGGUCGGACAUGUCGAGUCACCAGAAUUAUGACAUAUAAAAUGUCUUGGAUGCAUGAGCAUUAUAUCAAUCCAAUUCAACGACUUGCACGACAAUAUAAUACAAAUACAGCACAGUCAUCAUCAUGUGUUAUCUCAUAA
Molecule: messenger RNA, 486 nt
Organism: Rotaria sp. Silwood1
Lineage: Eukaryota; Metazoa; Rotifera; Eurotatoria; Philodinida; Philodinidae
Source: the annotation of a GenBank genome assembly